Candoia aspera is the source of this 1330-nucleotide messenger RNA. Its product is annotated as H-2 class II histocompatibility antigen, E-S beta chain-like. Gene Ontology annotation, cellular component: membrane; MHC class II protein complex. The record is from RefSeq and is a predicted model, not a curated record. Gene Ontology annotation, biological process: antigen processing and presentation; immune response. Bases 1 to 1167 code for a protein of 388 amino acids. The transcript has 5 exons. Lineage: Eukaryota; Metazoa; Chordata; Lepidosauria; Squamata; Candoiidae.
AUGGGCUCUGCCGGGGUCCCCCUGCUGCUGCUGCUGCUGCUGCUGCUGGUGGGGUCGCUGUGCCGGAUCGCCGGAAGCGAACGGGGGAAGGAGCCCCCCGGGGGCAUCUUCUGGGAGCGACAGCCCUGUGGGGUGGGCCACUGGUGCCAAAGGAAGGCGUUGGAGCUUCUCCUCCUUGGGCAGAUUGGGGCCUUCCUCCCACACCCCCAAGGGUGGGACAUUGAGGGAUUGGGCGGGGGUCUCUCGCAGCCCCCCAGCUCUCCCCCAGGGGGCCCCAUCAGGAAAGUGGAGGGGGCUAAAAAGGCCCCCCUGGAUCCCCCUCCCAAUGGGCCCUCCAGAGGCCAUCCAUCGGCCUCUGUAGCAGGUCUCCGCCCUCCCCCUCCCCGCGUGGGUCCCCCCUCCAGUCGCGGCUGUGAGCGAUGGGCUUGGGAUUCCCUCCUGACAGCCCUUCUCCUCCUCCUCCUCCUCCUCCUCCUCUUCCUCGCAGCCCAUUUCUUGUUCCAGUUUAAGUCCGAGUGCCACUUCCUGAACGGGACGCAGCGGGUGCGCUACCUGUACAGGCACUUCUACGACUGGCAGGAGACUGACCUCUUCGACAGCGACCUGGGCAAGUUCGUGGCCGUGACCGAGUUGGGGCAGCCCGAUGCCGACCCUUGGAACAGCAAUAAGGUCUACAUGCAGUACCUGAGGGCCGCUGUGGAUCGCUUCUGCCGGCAUAAUUACGGGGUGUACAACUACCAGGCGGCCAAGACAAGGCCCAAGCCCACCAUCACCAUCUCCCCCACCAAGGCGGACCCCGCGGACCCCAACACCAUCCUCCUCUGCACUGCGACGGGCUUUUACCCCCUGGAGAUCGACAUCCGGUGGCUGAAGAACGGGCGGCCGGAGAAGGAGGGCGUCGCCUUCGGGGAGGAGCUGCAGAAUGGAGACUGGACCUACCAGCGCCAGGUGAUGCUGGAGACCCGGCCCCAGCGGGGGGACGUCUACGCUUGCCAGGUGGGGCACGCCAGCCUGGAGGCCCCCAUCACCGUCCAGUGGGAGCCACGUUCCUCCCACUCUGCCAGGAGCAAACUCUGGACGGGGGCCGUGGGGGCCAUGCUGGGGGUGGCCUUCCUGGCUGUGGGGCUCUCCCUCUACCUGAAGAGCAAGAAAGCACUCAUGAGUUAAUCCUGCUAUUGCUUCCUGCUGUCAGAUGCAAAAGGAUGUUUUUUUCAGAAGCUGAUGAAUUUCUGCCUCUUUUGCAACCCUUGAAGGAUGGAAGUUUGAGGCGGUGGGUUGGGGAGAGGUGGAGAAUCGCAGCCUGGACCUUCCCCUGCCGAGACCCACCAGC